Messenger RNA from Symbiodinium sp. CCMP2456, 5280 nucleotides. The record is from the annotation of a GenBank genome assembly. NCBI's taxonomy places the organism in Eukaryota, Dinophyceae, Suessiales, Symbiodiniaceae.
AUGAAUGCUGAGAAUCCACCACUGCACGACUUCGAGCAUAUGCUCAGCACGAUGAACUUGUCGACGGCAUCGGCUGAUGAGCUGGAACUUGCUUGCAUGAUGAGCAUCACUGUGGAGACCUGCUUCGCGUACUCCCACUGUUGCGACCGGCUCGAUGAUUUGCUCCAUUUGCCCUCCGGCGACGGCAACAAGACAGACUUCAAUUCUAUCUGCAGUGGAGUUGGCUUUUGGCGGCCGUCCAUUUGCGAGGCCGUUCAUCCACCUCCGCACGGACACGACGAUCACGACGACAAAGAAGACGGGAGAGACGAGGACAUGUGCAACCACACUGGCAUGGAGGCUUGCAACACCAGCAUCCAGAUGCUGAGCCAGCUGGUCAUGAACAGCACAGGGAACGGAACCCACAAUAUGAGCGCGGAUGACGCAGCGAGGGUUUGCGCAAUGGCCAGUGGAGUUGAGAUGUGUAUCCACAACAUGAGCUGCUGCAGAGACGCGGAAUAUUACCUGCCAAAAUCGCUGAUUGACAUGGAUGUUGAGCACGCUUGCCACCUUGGUGGCAUGAAUGCCACGCACUACUGCUCGAAGGGUGACGACGAUCACUCACACUCGCACUGCAACAGACCCGCCUUCGACAUGUGCGGAGCCGCGGUGGACGAGCUCACAGACCUCGUCAACCGAAGUCGGUUGAUUACACACUUACACAAGCCGAACACCACCAACCACACCAACGGGACGGAGCAUCACAUGCACAACAUGACGGGACCAAUGAUGAAUAUGACCGUCCUGCACAACAUGUCCAUCGACGAGUUGGGCGAGAUAUGCUUGAUGGGCAUCGGCAUCGAGUCAUGCCUCCUGAACACUACGUGCUGCGAAGACGCGGCGACAAUUCUUCCAGCCUCGUUGAUGGGCGUGGAUUUGUGGGUUGUCUGUGAGCAUGCGGGCUACAGAUAUGCCCCCAUUUGCCGACGUGGCGAGGAGGAUCACAUGCACUGCGACCACAGGGCUUUGGAUGCUUGCCGCGAAGUUGGGCACAAGAUGGAAGAAGAACUGCAUUUCUUGGAAUCUGAUCCUGACCGUGUCUGUCGUUUGGGCAACGAGUUCACUGAUUGUAUCCGAGGCGCAGGAUGCUGCGAAGACCAGGAUUUCGAGCACAUCGUUCCAGAGGAUGUGAUGACCCAGCUGUUGCCCACCUGCGUGGCGAGAGGAUAUGUCUAUGUUUGCGACGACCGUCCGCCACACGAGGGUGAAUGUGACAAGAUGGCGAAGUUCCAUUGCGAUAUGGAGCGCCUGAACAUGACUAUGACCAUGGGCCUCAUCUCCGAGGAUGGAUCUAUCUCGCCCGACUUUCUGCAAAAGUCAUGCGAGGUUUCACAGAUGACGUCGAUGUGCUAUGAAAGGGCCCACUGCUGCGGAGAGCGCGACAUGGAGGAUCUUGGAUCGAUGAGCUCUCUGUGCGAAGCUAUGGGGAUGCACUUCUCCUGCAUGAAGGACGACGGCGGCCACCAUGGGCAGUGUGCUAUCACGGACGCCCUGGCUUGCAGCUUGCAGCUACCUCCUGAUGGCAGCAGCGCGAGCGUUCCUCCGAGCGUUAUGACAGAAGAGAUGUGUCAGGCCGUCACCGAGUACUACUCUUGCCUGGAGCGGACUCAGUGCUGCGAGCAGUUUGGCGUGCCUCCUACGGAAGCUGGAGAGAUGGAGGACGCCGUGAAAGUAUGUGAGAAUUUCGGCUUCCGCGUGCCACACUGCGUGCAGGUGAGCCACUGCCCUUGCGAGUCGGGCAAGCUGGGUAACAAGAUCUGUGACUGGGAGUGCAACACUCCGAUGUGUGGUUACGACAACGGCGACUGCACAAGCACAGGCCCUGGUGGCGAUGGAGACAGACCCGAGGAUUUUAUUUCGAUCUAUUGCGGGGAUGCCUGCAGGGUGGAAACAUGGCCCAUGAUGACUUCUUGUAUGCCAUUCCUCCAUGAUUGUGCGCAUUAUGCGAAAACGUUCGGGGCUUUCGCCUUCACCACGGAGAUGAACGGGCCCCACUGUGCCUCAGGCGAAAUGCAAUGCAGCAUCUACACGGACGAUGUUGUCAUCUUCAAUGCCAGCAUUGGUGAGUGCGGACGGUUUGCUCUUGCGAACAAGAGCUGCACCCAGUACACGGAGCAAGGUACGUUCUACAUCAAGUACAGCCUGCUGCCCAUGAUCUUGCCAGCGAUUGCCGGCAACCUGGAGGAGUUGGGAGAGGAGGAGCGCGCUUUCUGGGGAAGCUGGUCACGUGUGUACUCGGAGCUGGCAAAUCCCCUGGCCAUCGCCGCUUCUACAUCAUGCUUCUGCGAUGCCUGCCCUGGGGAUGCUGCCGCCACCUUCCGCUAUUUGUUGUCUCCUGGGGUGAACAUGCUGGUUGUUGGGUACGACUCGAGCUCGACAGAAGCUAGAAGAAGAGCGUCGGCAAUCCAUUCCAUGGAAGUUACGAGCACGGCUUGCCUGGCAUCUGAAGCUUUGGGUUGCUUGGACCAGAACCGCGACAUUUGCGGACCCUUUGGGGAGAAGCUUGCGGGCCAGGUUGGGCCAGAUGGUUCCGUAGACGUGACUUCGCCCUUUGCAUCUUUGAUUGCUGUGGGUCUGGAGACGACAUCUGGCGGAAUGUGCGAAGCUAUUGAGUUUUCGGACGAGGGCCCACCUCGCAUAAAUUGCGGCGAUUUCCAGCCGUGCCACGACUGGCUGCCAUACUGUCCGGCUGAGGAAUUCGAUGGCACUGUAUCUUGCGCAGGCGAGUGCGGGCCCGAUGAGGUGCUGUGCUUCAGCCUUGACGGGGAUGCCUUUGGCAAUGGGAUGAUGGGAAGCUUUUCGCGGUCCUGCUACAGCAGGGAGCACGGCUGCCCCCAGGACAGUGGCACGGACGACCACGGGCAGUGCAACGAGGAGAAAGCGGAUGCCUGCGUCCCUUCGGAACUGGAAAACCUCAGCCCGGAUGUGGGAGCGGACUUUUGGACAGAGGAUCUUUGCAGGAAGGCCGCAGGUCUGUUGGAGUGCUUCAAGCACGAGCACUGCUGCCACCGCAUACAAGGCUUUGAAGUUGCCCUCGAGCUGUGCAAGAUGCUCGUGCCCGAUAUCGAGAAUCCUUGCGAGAAGGUGUGCGAUUGCGAGCAGAACAUGAUUGGCAAUUCCAUCUGCGAUGACCACUGUAACACGGAAGCGUGCGGAUGGGACGGCGGUGAUUGUGAAGGCGAGCCCGUUUUCUGCGAGGAGCGGUAUUGCUACGAGAACUUCUACACUUCCACAGGCGAGCUUGACGAAGAGCGCACUUGGAAUGCUCAGCCCACCUGCAGCACGGACGCAGAAGGAUGUCCCUGCAGCUCGGACUGGGAGGUGGAGUGCGAAAGUUUCGGAAUCAAGUUCUGCGAGCGCAGAGACCAUGGCUGCGUUGAGGAAGCCGCCUGCGACGAGGACGAGCACACAUGCAAGGAUCAGUUUUCGAGCUGGUGCAUGCCAAAGUCUGCCGGAGAGUGUCCCGUGAUCUGCAACAGCACCGAAGUCUACUGCUUCCGGUGGCAGUACACAGAGGACGGAGAGCGGGACUACUCGCAGGAACACGAGCAGUUCUGCGCCCCGCAGAGCAGCGGUUGCCCGUGCGACCCGUUGCAUGAGCGGAAGUGCCACGACCCUGAAUUUGGAAACAGCUGGUGCCAGCCAGUUGAUGAGAACUGCCCGCUGUUCUGCCUGGACAACGAGCAGGACUGCUACCAGGUCCAGUACGGAUCUGACGGCUACCCAAACUUCGAGCUGCCCUUCAACCAGUCCUGCCAGCCAGCAGACCAGCCCUGCCCAUGUGAUCCAACCUACGAGGAGCUCUGCCAGGACCUUGUGGGAAGCUGGUGCCAGAGCAAGGUGUACGGAAGCUGCCCUGUGCAUUGUACGGAAGAUGAGAUUACCUGCUGGGUGACACCCUACGAUGACGCAGGCAUGCUGGACUACGAUGGGCAAUGGACGGAGGUCUGCGCCGACCGGACGGACGGUUGCCCCUGCAACACACGCUGGGAGCGAUCGUGCACUUUCGAAGGGGACAAGUUCUGCAUCCCCGUGUCUGAGCAAUGUCCUCUGGACUGUGGAGACUUGGGCAUCUGCUACCACUACGACUCCUACGGCUCGGUCCGCAACAAGAGCUGCGCCACGCCGUCGGGCUGCAACUGCGAGACUGACGAGCUUAGAUGCCUGAACACGGAGACGAACCUCUACGAGUGUGAGCCGAGCGAGUGGUAUGCAGACGGGCAGUGUCCGUUGCGCUGCACGGCCGAUGAGAUCUACUGUGGCAUUGAUGCUUUCGAUGCGAACGGCGCCUGGCAGUGGGCAAGCGGCAGCGAGUAUUGCUACGAGGGCGAAGAUUGUCCGGUCGUCUGCGAUAAUGCAACAGCGCAGAGGUGCCAAGACGGUGAAGACAGCUUUCAUUGCGCUCCCAAGACUGAAUCGUGCCCGGUUUACUGCACUGACGAGCAGAAGUACUGCUGGGUUGUAAACUUCGACGGCAAUGGAGGAAUGACCGGCUUCGUGGAGCAAUGUGCACCCAAGUCAGAGCCGUGCCCUUGCGGAGUCGGUGCGACGCAGUGCACAGACCCCUACGAAGCCGACUACGAGCCAUACUGUGAAGCCGCGUCGAUCGGGUGUCCCGUCUACUGCCACCCAAUCCGAGAGAAGAUGUGCUAUCCGUUUUCCUACACUCCAGAAGGCCAACCUGAUUGGAAUGCACCGGUUGUGGAGAGCUGUGCAAAUGUGUCAAAGUCGUGCCCCUGCGGCGCAAAUGCUCAGAUGUGCAGAUGGGUGGAUGAAUUCGGGCAGCAGGAGGAGUUCUGCGAGCCGAACACGGUUACGUGCCCUGUGACCUGUGCGUCAGAUGAGAAGAAGUGCUUCAUCUUGGACUACGACAAGCGCGGCAAUCCACUGGAAGUUCGGGAAGUCUGCGAGAAGCGAGCCAACCCCUGUCUGUGCGGUACGAACUCCCAGCGAUGCUACGACCCCUUUGCAGACGAUCACUAUUGCUACCCACUUUGGGACAGCGAGACGAACAGUGCCAUGCGCUGCCCUGUCUUCUGCACAGCGGACCAAGACAUAUGCUUCAUUGACAGCUUUACCGCCAAUGGCGACUGGGCCAGUGUGGAGAAACAUUGUGUUGCACGCGGAGCGUACUGUGACUGCUCCAAGGGUCAGAAUGCGUUCUCCUGCAACCACACAGAAGCUGGGGUGACAUUCACCGAGUGCCUCCCCAUCAAUGGUGGCUACUGCCCUCCUACCUGA